Messenger RNA from Porites evermanni, 425 nucleotides. Lineage: Eukaryota; Metazoa; Cnidaria; Anthozoa; Scleractinia; Poritidae. The record is from the annotation of a GenBank genome assembly.
AUGAAGGGAAGAGAAGAUUGUCAAGAACUGAAACCAAAAGAGACUCAGGCGUCUUUGGGAACUACUGUGAUAGCGGUAACAAUUCUUCUUGUUUAGCAGAGUCACUGUUAAUGUACUUGUUUUUUGUAUUGCGCGUUGUGUUUUUCAUGUAAUUGUGUAUAUUGUGACGGGGUACAUGUACGAUGCUCGGCGUCGGGAUUUUGCAUUAUCAGCAAGUUUUGUGUUAAGAGUGUUUUGAUGUCAGUGACUUGACGACAAGAAAAGAUAAUGAGUCAAUUGUACAGGAGGAAAAUUGUUUUGUGGAGGAAAUAAAAGAAGUUGAAUUGAGAUCUCGUCAUGGGAAAUUUAUUUAUGACAGAACUUACAAUCCAGUUGGUUUAAAUAAGGUUAGUCAUUUUUCUCGACGCGGUCGUGCACCUAGAAGA